UUGAGUGCAGUGAAGUCACAUGCUCUACCCCCCCUACCCCCGCCCCUGUUCUGACACUGCAGAUGUUGAUGAGUGCUUGGAGAACAGAUGUCACCCCUCGGCUACCUGCUACAACACCCCCGGCUCCUUCUCCUGCCGCUGCCAGCCUGGCUAUCAUGGGGACGGACUUCAGUGCACACCUGACACCACCUCAGGACUGAAAACCUGUGAGCGUCAGCAGCGCGCCGCCCAGGCUCAGCACCUCUACCCGGGCGUCAGGAUCCACAUCCCCCAGUGUGACGAGCAGGGCCACUUCCUGCCACUGCAGUGCCACGGCAGCACCGGCUUCUGCUGGUGCGUGAACCCCGACGGUCAUGAAGUCCCUGGUACCCGGACGCCACCCGGCUCUAACCCACCUCACUGCGGACCCCCAGGUGAGCCAAUCCAGAAAGAAACCUUGUGCCUG
This is a messenger RNA of Myotis brandtii (Brandt's bat), 445 nucleotides long. RefSeq names its product nidogen-2-like. The transcript is spliced from 2 exons. Gene Ontology annotation, cellular component: basement membrane. Lineage: Eukaryota; Metazoa; Chordata; Mammalia; Chiroptera; Vespertilionidae. The record is from RefSeq and is a predicted model, not a curated record. Gene Ontology annotation, biological process: cell-matrix adhesion. The annotation marks the transcript as partial. Gene Ontology annotation, molecular function: calcium ion binding.